CUGGAACUUCCUGAGGAGAGAAACCGAAUGUCUCCAGAAGGAGUCCACCUGAAGGACAGGAGGCAGGAGCAUCUACCCACCAACUUGCAUUCUCUGAUUGGCUGCAGGUCGACUCUGGGGCCUUCCCUACUUGUGCUUGCCCACUGGGCACCGAGGCUCUGGAGAAGGCCCAGUCAGUGUGACUGGGUACAAGUUGCUCUCCUCUGGCAGCAAAUGAAACAGCUGCUGAGCCAGCCCUGGGUUUCGGGAAGUCAGAUGACCUCUCCCUGUCCCAAUUCUCUGCCUCUCUCUGCCCCUGCUGUGGACACCAUGGACCUACUGAUGGCACUCCUUUGCCUGCUGCCCCUGUGCCCAGGCUUGGCUGCAGCCACUCCCUCAUGCCCUCAGAACGUGAAUAUUUCCGGCGGUGGCACUUUCAUGCUCAGCCAUGGCUGGGCCCCUGGGAGUAUCCUCACCUACUCCUGCCCCCUGGGCUACUACCCUUUCCCGGCAUCACGGCUGUGCAAGAGCAAUGGGCAGUGGCAGACCCUGAGGUCCACCCGGCUGACAAAGGCGGUCUGCAAAUCUGUUCGCUGUCCUGCCCCAGUUUCCUUUGAGAACGGCAUGUACACCCCACGGCUGGGGUCCCACCCUGUGGGCGGCAACCUGAGCUUUGAGUGUGAGGAUGGCUUCAUCCUGCGGGGCUCACCUGUACGGCAAUGUCGUCCUAACGGCGUGUGGGAUGGGGAGACAGCCGUGUGCGACAACGGUGCUGGCCACUGCCCCAGUCCAGGAAUCCCACUGGGCUCUGUGCGGACAGGGUCCCGCUUUGGCCUUGGGGACAAGGUCAGCUACCGCUGCUCCUCGAAUUUGGUUCUGACAGGGUCUGCAGAGCGGGAGUGCCAGGGCAAUGGGGUCUGGAGUGGGACGGAGCCCAUCUGCCGCCAGCCUUACUCUUAUGACUUCCCUGAGGAUGUGGCCCCUGCCCUGGGCACCUCCUUGUCCCACCUGCUUGGAGCCACAAAUCCCACCCAGAAGAAAAAGGAAAACUUGGGCCGCAAAAUCCAAAUCCAGCGCUCGGGUCACCUGAACCUGUACCUGCUCCUGGAUGCCUCUCAGAGUGUCGCAGAAACUGAUUUUCACAUCUUCAAGCAGAGUGCCUCCAUCAUGGUGGACAGGGUCUUCAGCUUUGAGAUCAAUGUUAGUGUCGCCAUCAUCACCUUUGCAUCAAAGCCCAAAGUCAUCAUGUCUGUCCUGAACGACAACUCCCGGGAUGUGACUGAAGUGGUCAGCAGUCUGGAUAAUGCCAGCUAUAAAGACCAUGAAAAUGGAACUGGAACCAAUACCUAUGAGGCCCUAAAUACCGUCUAUAUCAUGAUGAAUAACCAGAUGCAACGCCUCGGUAUGAACACGGUGGCCUGGCAGGAGAUCCGACAUGCCAUCAUCCUUCUGACAGAUGGGAAGUCCAACAUGGGCGGCUCUCCCAAGCUGGCUGUAGACAACAUCAAAGAGAUCUUGAACAUCAACCAGAAGAGGAAUGACUAUUUGGACAUCUAUGCCAUUGGGGUGGGCAAGCUGGAUGUGGACUGGAGAGAACUGAAUGAGCUGGGGUCCAAGAAGGAUGGUGAGAGGCAUGCCUUCAUUCUGCAGGACACAGAGGCUCUGCGUCAGGUCUUUGAGCACAUGCUGGAUGUCUCUCAGCUCAUAGACACCAUCUGUGGGGUGGGAAACAUGUCAGCCAAUGCCUCUGCCCAGGAGAGGACACCCUGGCAUGUCACUAUUAAGCCCAAGAGCCAGGAGACCUGCAGGGGGGCCCUCAUCUCAGACCAAUGGGUCCUGACAGCUGCUCACUGCUUCCACACAGCUGAUGAGCUCUCCCUGUGGAGGGUCAGUGUGGGGGAUCCCAAGUCACAGUGGGGCAAAGACUUCCAUAUUGAGAUGGUGGUGAUCUCUUCAGGGUUCAAUGUCUCUGCCAAAAAGCACCAGGGAAUCCUGGAGUUCUACGGUGAUGACAUUGCCCUGCUGAAGCUGGCCCAGAAAGUGAAGAUGUCCACCCACGCUAGGCCCAUCUGCCUUCCCUGCACGGUGGGGGCCAAUCUGGCUCUGCGGAGACCACCAGGCAGCAACUGCCGAGACCACGAGAGCGAACUUCUGAAUAAACUGAGCGUUCCUGCUCAUUUUGUGGCCUUGAAUGGGAGCAGACUGAACAUUAACCUCAAGACAGGGACAGAGUGGACAAACUGUAUCAAGGAUGUCACCCAAGACAAAACCAUGUUCAAUUUGUCAGAUGUCAGAGAGGUGGUGACAGACCAAUUCCUAUGCAGUGGGAUGCAGGAAGAUGACAAUCCCUGCAAGGGAGAAUCAGGAGGAGCAGUUUUCCUUGAGCGGAGAUACAGGUUUUUUCAGGUGGGCCUGGUGAGCUGGGGUCUCUACAAUCCCUGUGGCAGCACCAAUAAAAACUCCCGCAAAAAGGCCCCCCAUGGCAGGAUCCCUCCACCGCGAGAUUUCCACAUCAGCCUCUUCCGCCUGCAGCCCUGGCUGAGGCAGCACUUGGAGGGCAUCCUGAACUUUUUGCCCCUCUAA
This is a messenger RNA of Manis javanica (Malayan pangolin), 2562 nucleotides long. It is a transcript of the gene C2, whose product is annotated as complement C2. Gene Ontology annotation, molecular function: serine-type endopeptidase activity. NCBI's taxonomy places the organism in Eukaryota, Metazoa, Chordata, Mammalia, Pholidota, Manidae. Gene Ontology annotation, cellular component: extracellular exosome; extracellular region. Gene Ontology annotation, biological process: complement activation; proteolysis; response to bacterium. The record is from RefSeq and is a predicted model, not a curated record.